AGAACGUGUAUAUGGGUUGUCCUUAUUGUCUACACAAAAGGUCGACCAGGAGGGUGUCCGAUCUGUGCAUUCGGAUACGCAAAUAAACGUGUCCACUUUACCUAGGAACGCGGUGUUUCAGACUGUCACACAACCUAACGAGUUAGCCUAAACCGUCGUCGCCUACCCCGUCCUCUUUGUUAGCAAUCUUACUUACCGUCGCCGACGGAGGAACAACGUUUGCCACUUAGCGCUCAAAUUAACCUGUAUUCGGAUACCUGGUUGCUGCUCCUCAGCUCUUACGGGGCCGAAGACUCUAGCGGGGGCCUGGAGCAGACGUUCCAUCGCCAGGCAUCCAUACCCGACACUUUUCGCCACCGCAACACAGCUCGUGUUGCCGGUCAGCCAUGGGGAGUCAGCAACGGGACGCGAAGUGGCUAACGGCGCAGCUCUCAAAGGUCCUGGGAUGGGACGAGCUUAUCGUCGAAGGUUUGGUGGACACUGUGGAGCGGGCCGCGGGGCCUGGAGGGGACCGAGAGGAGCUAGACGAGAUGAUUCAGAACUUCAUGGCGGACAGUCCGGCAGGCAUUUCCCUCAUCAAUGACUUCCUUUCAGCUUCGCAAAAGCAACACAAGCAGCAGCAGCAGUGGUCGCCAACAGCACCAGCAGCAACGGCCACACCCGUACAACAACAACCUAACCGCGCCACUGCAACUGCUGCUACUGCUGCUGGCGGCAGUAGCAAUGCUAGCGCCGCUGCAGCAGCUGCUGCUGCCGCCACCGCUGCCGCUUCCCGAGCCGGCAAGUCCUACGCUGCAUCCGCCUCGACGUCGAACCCCGCAUUGGGUACCAGUGGCGGCGGCGGCGGCGGAAAGGCGAGUGCAGCGCCGGCGGCGGCGACGACCGGUUGGCGCGGCGCCGCCGGCGGUACUGCCGUCGGAGCGGGCUCGGGUAGCAGCGGCGGCGGCGGCGGAAAGGCGAGUGGCGCCGCAGGUGCUGGCGGAGGUGAUAAAGCGGACGACUUUGGUCAGUUCGUCCGGACGGACAAUCGUACGACAAGCGGCUUUGGUGGCGGCGGUGGAGGGAAGGGCGGUGGCGGAUUUGGGGGCGGCAGGGCGGGUAGCAACCGAGAUCUGCAGGAGCUAGAGGCCGGUGCAGCAGGUGCAGAGAAGUCCUUCCCUGCGGAUGGCGGCAGCGGUACGGCAAUGGGUGGCGGCAACGGCAAGGUGCUGGGCAUGUUCAAGGCGGGAGGGCGGCUGAAGACGCCUGCAGCUAAGCCGGUGGGGGUGCGGGGCCCUGACGGAGGUGCCCUGGCGCUGGCAGCAGCCCUGGAGCGGCAGGUUGUGAACUGCCUGGGCUGCGGUAAGAUCUACGACUGCCGCUCCGCAACCAACGACAUCAUCCGCUUCCUGGAUCGAGGUGGCGUUUGUACGUUUUGCGGAGAUACCGUACCUCUGACGUACAAGGACCGUCAAAAAGCGGCUGCAGCUGCCGCCGACGCCACCGCUGCAGCGGCUGCCGCAGCUGCUGCCGCUGCCUCCACGGCUCCUCCGUCUGCUGCUGCUGCUGCUGCUGCUGGGGGUUCCCAGGAGGACGCUGCGACGGCUGCUGCCAAGGCGUUCAAGGAUCGGUUGGUGGAGUACGACAGGAAUGCUGCAAAACGUACGACAGUCAUUGACGACCAAAGUGAUUACUUUGAGAUCGACACCAAUGCGUGGCUGACAGACCAGGAACGCGAGGAGUUUCGGCGGCGGCGACAACUCGAAGAAGAAGCUGAAAAGGCGCGACGGCAGCGGUUAACCUACACGAUCGACCUCAUUGGGCGUAAGGUUGUCCUAGACGAGGAUGUACGGAAAGAGGCCGAGGCAGCGGCGGCAGCAGAGGCAGACCGAGCCGCCGCUGCCGCCAAAGCUGCUGCCGCCGCCGCGGCAGCAGCGGAGGUGCUGCGCAACACUGACGGCGCUGCGGGAUCAGCGUACGGCAACGGGGUUGCCUUUUCAGGCAAUACGCUUGGAGGCGCAGGAGGACCCACGCGAGAGCAGUUGGCGGCGGCGUUGGAUUCCCUUCGGCGGUUAAAGACAACUGCUAAUCCGAUGGCUGUAGCUGCUGCCUCAGCUGCUCCGUUGUUCCUUCCGACGACGGCAGUAGCAGGGAAGGGUACUGAUGGAGGCGGUGGUGGGGGUGCGGCAAAGGCGCAUGGAGCUAGCAGCUCUGCGAAAUCUUCGGGAGCAGCAAAGCAGCGGUUUGGGCCGGCAGGGGCGGCGGCUACGCGUAAAGGAGCGCGCGCGCCCCUCCACAGCCGUGUGCAGCAUGACUUGGGAUCGGAGUUCGACCUGUUCGGAGCAGAGGUCGCGCUGGAGGAGCUGAUGGCGGGCGGUAUGGACGGAAACAAGGAGAGCGAGGAGGACGGUCCGUACGACAUUUGUCUCCCGGAUGCUGCUGGAUCCUCUGCUGCAGCCGGCGGCACAUCAACUUCGUACAAUGCAGCCGAAAGCACUGGAAAUCGAAUGGCUGUAGCGAAACCGCCGCGUGCAGUACCAGGCCUGCCGCCGGGAGUUGUACUGCUAAAGGGCUACCUGUCGCUGGACGAGCAAAUCCGCAUCGUACGGCAAAUACGAGAUCUCGGCGUAGGGCCCGGUGGAUUCUACACUCCGUCUUACAAUACGGGAGCUCGCCUGUCUCUCAAGAUGAUGUGCAUGGGGCUUCAUUGGGAGCCCCGUACGAGCAAGUACGAAACCACACGGUCAUCGUACGACGGAGCGAAGCCACCCGCCAUUCCCUCCUGGCUCGUGGACCUCAGUCGCCGUUGCUUGGACGCCGCGUCAGCCGCCGCGGCCGCCGCCGCUUCGUCUUCCUCCUCGUCCUCCGCCGCGUCAUCUUCUUCAGGCUCCGCCACCCCCUCCUUCACCCGCUUUCCCUCCAUGGUGCCGGACAUCUGCCUCGCCAACUUUUACGAACGUUCCGGCAAGCUGGGCAUGCACCAGGACAAGGACGAGAUGGCCGACUCGCUGCGUGCGGGUUUGCCCGUCGUGUCACUCUCCAUUGGAGAUGCGGCGGACUUUCUGUACGGCAGUACUCGGGAUGUGGAGCAGGCGAAGAGCGUGCGGCUCGAGUCAGGCGACCUGCUUGUGUUCGGCGGCCCCGGCCGCAUGAUCUUCCACUCCGUCUCUCGGGUGCACUCGCACACGGCCCCCCAGCAGCUGCUGGCGGCCACGGGGUUGCGACCGGGGCGGCUCAACCUCACCUUCCGCCAGUACCGAGCCAAGUAGACGACAGCAGCGGGAACAGCAGCGGGAACAGCGUGAUGGACUGGAAGGGUGACACAGCGACCAACAACGAACGCAACAAUAUGAACGAAAAACGUUGAAAUGAGCUGCCGUGUGAUGACAUGUUGGUUGGGUUGGGAGUUGGGGAAGACUGAGAGAGUAGGAAGCUUAAGUGGUGUGGCACGUUUCUGUUGGCCAUGGCGAUCGGUGGGUAGGCCACGCUAGGUUAUAGCAUCGAGAGGUUGCAGGUUGAAAAUGGUGCGCGCUUGUGGAGCAUAGCGUAGGAGUUAUCAUGCGGAAAAUGUAAUUGCAGCAGGAUGCUUGUAGGUUUUCCAAGGAUGCAGUACGGGAGGGUUCCGGAACUAGAGUUGCACACCCAAAUUGUGUUAUGUCAGGCUCUCCCUGGACAAUGGCGUAUUCUGGUUGGAAUCGAAGCACACCGGUAGCUAGUAUCAAUGCGCGAGCAGGUGCUGGUGGUGGUUGCCUGAACACUUGCCGAAUUAUGAUGCUGCGCGCCUGUCAGUUGCAGAUUAUGCGGUAUUUGGCUAUGCGGUAUGUAUAGCGUGUAACGUGCGCCGUCCUCGAGCCAACGAACAACAACGCAUGAUUUGCCCGUACAAUCCCGAGUUCCCGUGCCGAUCCAUGCAGAAAAGACGCGGCAUUCCAGGGCAGCAUGAACUGGGUAGUUAGACUCAAGCGGCGUUGCGUGAUGGAUAACAGUUAUACGUGAU
Molecule: messenger RNA, 3976 nt
Organism: Astrephomene gubernaculifera
Lineage: Eukaryota; Viridiplantae; Chlorophyta; Chlorophyceae; Chlamydomonadales; Astrephomenaceae
Source: the annotation of a GenBank genome assembly